AUGUCUUGUCCUCAUCAUGAAUUCUUUGAUUUAUAUUGUUGUUUGUCUGAUGAGUUUCUUAUUUCUAAUCCUCAACUACAAACAUCGUCAUAUUAUAAACAAAAAAUAUAUCGAAAUACAAAUGCAUUAGAAUCUUCAUUAUUCUCAUCAUCACGACGAUCAAAAUAUAAACCAAAACAUUUACUUCAUCCAUACAAAUUACUAAAAGAUGAUAUUCAUACUUUUGAGAAGACAAUGAAAAACAAGAUUAUGUCUAUAGAAUCGUCAGAUCAUGAAGUUGAAUUUUAUAUGGAAAAAAAACCAACAGUGACUGUUAAACAUCAUCAGCAUACAUCACAAAUGGCUGAUGGUGAUAAGAAAAAUACUUUUCAUCAAUAUCAACAACAAAGAUUUACUAAUAAUCAAGAACAUAUUAUUGAUAUGAUACACAAAGAUAUAAUACGGCCAAUACCACGUAAACCAUUAUUAGUUAAUGAUUCAUUGAAAAGAUCCUUUAUUACUCGAUCAACAUUGCCAUUAAAUCGUACUUCUACAUGGCGGAAACUUCAAGCAAAUAUUACCGCAUCACAAUUUGAUCAUAUUCAACAGUUUCAACAACAACAAUAUUCUAGAUCAUUAGUUCCUUGUCCUAUAAUGUUAUCACCAUUGAGUAAACCUUCAGAAAUAACAAAACUCAUGUCAAAUACCAGUGAUACUUCUAUAUCAUCUACGUCUUUAUUAAUUGAUUCUUCAGCGAACUUAUCAGAUACAAAUAGUCUGGUGAUGAAUUCACGAAAGACAAUACAACCAUCAAAAAUAUCUUCGAUAGAAAAUAUAAUAACUGAAAAUAAAAUCAACCAUUCCAGUCAUAUUUUUAAAGAAAAUUCUAUCAAUAUAUCAUUACAAAACUCAUCGAACGAAUCAUCAAUCCAUAAAAAUGAAGAUAUUGAAGAAUUCAAACCUGUUACUGAAACUAUAUCUCCUAUACAAGUUCCAUCUAUUUUACUCAAUGAUAUUCUAAUAUCUUCAUUCAUGCCAAAUAUUGAUAAUAAUAAAACAUCAUUUAUAUUAAUCGGUGAUACUACAGAUUUAAUAGAGCAUUUAGUCAUCGAUCAAAUACCAACAACAUCAUCUAUUGAAUCUAAAUGUAUCUCCGAAGAAAAUGAUCAACUAAAACGAGUUCCAUUAUUAUCCGAAUCUAUAGAAGAAUUAUGUUUUUUGAUACGAAAACUUAUUCAAUAUGAAUUAACUGAACAGAAUAUAACAUCAUUACAAGUUACAAUUACUAACCAACUCGCAAUUUUAUUAACAUAUUUAGCAAGUUCUAAUAAUGAAAAAAUUAUGUUUGAAUUAUUAAAGAAAAAUACUGUCGAAAAAAUGACAUCAACCAAUGAAAACGAUUUUUCUCUUCAACAACCUAUAGUUUCAAAUACUGGAACACAAACUAAUAUACAAUCAGAAACGAUGCUCGAAUCAUCUAACAAUAGUCAAUUUCAUACUAAUUCAAUGCAUGAUAUAGUCGAACUUGACGUUCACGAACCAGAAUCAUCUAAGAUUAAACAAAAGACAACUAUCGAUACAUUAAGUCAUACAGAUUUAAUAUCAACAAGUGUUACGUUGAAUUUAUCUGGUCAUCGAUUAAAUCAUACUCUUUCCGACACAUAUAUUUAUCAUAUUCAUCAUCAUCAACAAUAUUCAUCUUCGCAUCAUAAAUUAAUUUCAUAUUCAGAAACAACUAUACACUCAUUAAUGCAUCGUUUUCAUCAACAAUGGUCAACAAAAAAAGAAGAAACUAAACGUUUACUCAAAUGUAUUGGACAAAAACUUCAACAUUAUAUCGAAUUAGAAUCUUCAAAUACAUGUUUAGAAGCAAGUACAGAAUUUACACCAGAUUUUCUCCUAACAACAAUUAAUACUUUGAAAUAUGACGAGAACGAUCAAACAGAACAAUUUGGUAUUGAUAUUGAUAAACAAGAUUAUCAAACUGAUACACUUACAUUUAAUUCUUCUGAAAAAGAUAAUCAUGAUCAAUAUCCAUUUACUUUAAUUCGUACUUAUCAAUCAAUCAAUAAAUCGCAAAUAGAAGAAGAUAAUAGUCUUUUUUUAAACAAUUCAACUUCUGUAUCAUGUGAUGAUGAUUUUAUUUCUCCAGUAAUCAAUCGAUUGAAUAAUAAAACUUAUUGCUGUCAGUUACUUGAACCUUUUCGGAAUUUAAAUCAAUGGCAAAUACCUAUCUUACCGAAAAAAUCAAAGAGCAUUGAUUUAAUUUAUGAAAAACAAAUGGCGAAAAUUAAUUGUAAACAUUUAAGAACACGAUCAAAUUUAAAUAAUAGAAUAAAUAUUAGUGGAAAACGAGUAUUAAUUAAAUCGAAUUCUUUAUCUCUCUCUAUUCAAGGUCAAGAACAGCUGAAGAAAUCAUCUAUUUUAAACUAUAAUAAUAAUUAUCAUCAACACAGUAGAUCAUCGACAAGUAAUGAUAGUUUGUACACUUUAGAUAGCGAUACAUUAGACAAAAAUAGUCCUGAUCUGUAUCGAAGAUCAUCAGAUAACAUUCAAUUGUUAACGAACUUUUCGAAAUCUGAUGAAUUCAAUUUACAUUCUUCACAUCCAAAUAUAUACCAAAAAUAUAAUAAAUCCAUCGAAACUACAUGUUUACCUACGACUGUCUCAUCUGAUUUGUCAGAAAUUAAUGACAAAUUAAAUUCAAAUAUUAUACUUGCAGAAAAUCUUCUUGAUAUGCUUGAUUCUCUCAAUAAUCCUGCUAAGAAUUCAUUAACUAUAAACAGUGAUGUACUUCAUAUGUAUAUUCGACAAUUUCUCAUUCAAUUCGACGCAAGUAUUCGUCUUGCUCGAAACAAGAGAAGAAAGAAAAAAAAAGUAAUACAUUAA
Adineta steineri is the source of this 2868-nucleotide messenger RNA. The record is from the annotation of a GenBank genome assembly. Lineage: Eukaryota; Metazoa; Rotifera; Eurotatoria; Adinetida; Adinetidae.